CAAAAUUGAUUGUCUCGUACACAAUUGUACACAAUUUGACGAUGUGCUCCCCAUGAGCAGCAGCAGCGGUCUCCACGUGCGCACGAGCGGCAGCCCCGGGACCAGCGGCGGCGGACGUAGUGCCGGGCCGUCCUUGCGUAGCAGCCAAGCGUCGACGCGUCCCAGCAGCUCGCGCAGCAGCCUGGCAUCCAGUCGCGGAGGCAAGAAGGCGGAUCUGGAGCAAGUGCGACUAGUUGGUACCCAUUAUCAAUUGGGAGCUGAGAUCGGACGCGGAGGCUUCGGUAUCGUGUACGGGGCGCUGGAUCUGCGCAAUGGACGCUCUGUUGCCAUUAAACAAGUGUCGCUUCGGGAUAUUGACAAGGAUGAGCUGUUAUCCAUAGAGGUACAGGAUAACGAGAUAUUAAUUUUGAGGAUCUGAUUGCUUAUUUAACGCGUUACGCUGCUGUGCUAGACGGAAAUCAGUCUGCUGCGAAAACUGAACCACGAGAACAUCGUCAAGUACCACGACACUAUCAAGACGCAGGGAUAUCUAUACAUUGUGCUGGAGUACAUGGAGAACGGCUCAUUGGCACAAUUUAUCAAGAAGUUCGGAUCUCUAUCAGAGACGCUCGUGGCCAUGUACAUCACCCAGGUGCUAAGAGGACUGGCGUAUCUACACGAACAAGGUGUGCUGCAUCGAGACGUCAAAGGGGCAAACAUCCUUACGACCAAAGACGGACUAGUGAAACUUGCAGACUUCGGUGUGGCUAUCAAAUUGAACGAGACGCAGAAGGCCAACUCCGUCGUGGGAUCGCCGUACUGGAUGGCGCCGGAGGUUAUUGAGAUGUCAGGAUGGUCUUCAGCGUCGGAUAUCUGGAGUGUGGGAUGCACCAUCAUCGAGUUGUUGAUGACCAAGCCACCGUAUUUUGACCUGGCGCCUAUGGCUGCACUGUUCCGUAUCGUACAAGAAGACCAUCCACCGCUACCACAGCGCAUGUCACCGGCCUUGCACGAUUUCAUCAUGAAAUGCUUCAUGAAGGAGCCUCGACUGCGAGCAUCGGCCGAGGAGCUUCUGGCACAUCCAUGGAUCGCACAGAUCCCGAAGAACAAGGUCGAGCAAAGUACGCAGCUUGUAUCAGAGAGCGUCACGUCUUCGAAUGAUCGCGACGCCGUCCUGAAUACAAUUAAACUAUACGAGAAAAGCUCGUCCACGACAGACAUACCACCGACAGCAGCCAAAGCCUCACGCUCGCUUAGUGUCACGAAUGAACAGUCUGACGAAGAUGUCGAGGACUGGGACGACGAGUUCGGAGUGGAUUCCAACCCCACGCCGUUCAUAUUGAGAGAGGAUGGAGGCAGCAACGACAGCAAAACAACAGCGGAUACUGCACCGACAAAGCCGAAGUUUCAACUAUCCAAAGAAGAUGCCAACGCUCUGUUUGAUGACAAUGUGUGGGGCGAUGAAGAGCCUGAAACAGUGGUAUUAUCGGAGAUAGUGGAUGUAAGUGAGGACAGUAGUUGUGUUGAUACGAACCAGAGCAAGAGUGACAAGCCUACGAUGAACUCGUGGGAUCGAUCGUCGCUUAUUCCUGCCCAAAGCCGCAUAGCGAAGCUCCAGCAGUUUGUCGAAGAUCCGGAAGAAGACCUCGCUUUCGACGAUAUUGACGAGAAUCAACUUUUACAGGCGGCUGCAAAGCAGCAGCGCGCUUUAGAGACGGAGCCUAUUCCUGCCACUGUUGUCCCAGCCAAGAUGUCACUGAACGACUUUAAAGAGGACGAAGAUAUGGAUGGCAGCUUCGAGUUCGCAGAAGGUCAAGGGAAUCUGGUGUUGCGUGUUGGCAAUCGUGGGAGUAAUGCAGGCUCGUCUCCCAGCGGGAGUGCGCAAGAAAACCUGUUCGACGACGAGCUGGACUUUGAUUAUUCAACUGCGCGUGACACGAACCAAAAGGCAACUGCACGAGUGGUGCAGCUACUGUCGUUGCUGGAUCCAAGCAUGGAAGACCAAGUCAUCCUUGAUGCCUGCAAUAAAUUGGAGGAAUUAUUUGAUCAGAACGUGACGCUGAGGCGGGAUUUAAUGUCGCAAGGUGGAGUGGUUCCCAACAUCAUGGAGGCUCUCGAAAUGAAGAAGAUGGACGUGCUGCACGCCGUACUCCGAGUCAUCAACAUUAUCGUUGAAGGUAACAAGAAAUUUCAAGAAAACUUGGCGCUGGUUGGUCUAGUGCCAGUGAUCAUCAAGCUCACGAAGCAGCACAAUCCGUAUUACUUACCGGGUGGAAGUGGCAGAGGAUUCCGCAUGGGAAUCCCUGAAGACAACGAGUUUUCGAUCGCUGUGCGGAUGGAGGCAGCCAAGUUUGUGCGGCAGUGUUGCAAGACCAGUUCACUGACGCUGCAAAUGUUUAUCGCAUGUGGCGGAUUGCCAGUGUUGGUGGACUUCCUGACUCUAGAUGACAAACCAUCUAAUCUCGACUGCGAUGUGGAUCUCCUUCACAUCGCACUGGAUGGAAUCUUCAGCGUCUUCAGCAUCCAGACCAUCCCGAAGAACGACAUUUGCAGACUUUUCGUCAAAGCGGGGCUUUUGAAGAAGUUUGUGGUCGUAUUUUCCGAGAUUAUCGUGUCAUUAUCAGCCAGUGAUACGCGUGGACCGGAGAACCAUGCUCCGAGUGCAAAGAAAUCUACCAAGACGAAUGUGUCAACACAGUGGACGAUGAAGGAACUCCACAAAACGUGUGAUAUCUUUGUACUGUUUUCUCAAGGUGAUGCUGUUGUUAAAGAGCACAUGUGUGACGGCGCUGUGCUUGAAGGACUAUUAGAAGCGAUUCAUCCUGGUGCGCCACUCUUUAGUAUUGGUGAAGACCAGCCAAAACGUAAGCAGACAUUGCCACUGAUACGCCAUUCGGAUGAAUUCGUCUCGGCGAUGCUCAAGCUACUCAAGUGCAUUCGGAAUUUGAGUAUGGAGCCUUUGACGUUGGAGAAAUUGGACCGAACUGGAGCCAUCCCGACACUUGUCCGGCUGCUGAACGAGCAAGAGACUGAAGGCUUGUCGAUCUCAGAUGUGAAGCGGAAAGAGGUGGAAAACAUCGUGCUGCAGUCCAUGUUCUACCUGUGUCGGAUCAACCGUAACAGACAGACCCACGCAGCCCAAGCUGGCGUCAUUCCGUCACUUAUCAAGGUGGUCAAGAACUCGAGUCCACUCAAACAAUUCGCUCUCCCGAUCCUGUGCGACCUGGCUCAUGCGUCACCAACAGCACGAGCGCAUCUGUGGACUUAUGACAGUGUGACGCUCUUUCUGGAGCUCUUGGAGGACAAGUACUGGCAGAUCGACGCGAUCAAGUCCAUCAGCGUCUGGCUGGCACACGACACGGUGAAGAUGGAGAACGUCCUGCUCGUCCCGGAGAAUCUGAUGAAGAUCAUGGUCUGCUUUCGCAACGCUCUGGACACUGAACUGGAGAACUUACUCGAGCCAUUGCUGGAGAUCAUGAGUCGCUCGGUCCGACUCAACCAGGCUCUGGGACGCAGCGGUAUGUUCGUGACGGAGAUCUUGAAGCGACUGCGACUCAUUCCCAAGGCGAUUGUGCGCAAGAACCUGCUCAAGAUGCUCAAGAGCCUGUUCGAGUCGCACACUUCGCCUAUCCAGUUCCUUGUGGAGUACAACCUCCGCCCUAUUGUAUAUGCGCUGGCACAAGACGAGAACAGCAUGAUCUUAGUGAAGGAGAUUGCGUCGCAGCUUCUCCAAGCCAUCUUGGUGGCUGCUGGAGUGUUCUAGAUGCGAGGAAAGAGGCGAUGGAGCGAUAUGUUUUUUUUUAUUUAUUCGGGCAAUGGACGUCAACUGUGUUUGUGUUGUAGGUUCCAUUCUCUUCAUUUCUUCUGCAGAGACGCCAACAGAAGUUCUUUCUUGAACGUUUCGAGAUUGCGGUGAUUGGAGGCGUUGAAGGUGCUAGGAGGCGUUUUCUGUGCUCGAGAUUUGGCCAGUUCCUGGUGUACUUCGUCACGGACGACACUCUUGAUCAUGGCUUUGGUUGGUGGCAACUCGCCUUGGCAGGAGAUGCACUUGGCUCCUACUAGAGGUGCGGACUUGUGGCCUUCAUCGGCGGUGUUGGCCACGCUUCGAGAUCCAGCCUCCAGCUGUCCAGCUUGGCUUUGCAUGAGCGCCUUGAGUUGGUUCUUGUCCACUUUACGUCGCAGUCUUCGAUGGAUAUCGAUGAGAUCGUGUUCAUCCAGUGACGAGUUGGCAACAUUCUGCACUUGUCGCUCGAGAACUUCUUGGGUCCAGAGCAGCUCGUCCUUGUCCAGCUUCUUGCUGACUCGAGCAAUGAGCUGGUUCAUCUCCUCACCCAACAGUCCGUCACGCUCCAAUGUCUCGCUGCGAUUCGCCUCCAGACUGGUUGUAAGGAGAUCGCGCAUGUCGUUGUUGGCAGUCAUGAGCUCCUCGAUGGAUUUCUUGACGUCUUCUUCCUUGGCGUAAGCGAAUGACAGCUCCAUGAACGAGUCGAGACGUGUGUUCAUCAUCUUGACGAGUGCAAUGGUCGAAUCGAGAUGGCCAAGAGCGAAACCGUGCUCCACCACUGUAUUCUGCACUUGGUUAUGCGAGGAUCGCAGCUCUUCCACUUGAAGACGUGACUUGAUCGCGUCGGUGUGUAGCAGCAACAAGAAGAGAACUGAGCGCACUUGGACUACUGCAUCCUGCAUGAAGAGCAUCAAUUCCGGUAUCUGGCUGUCAUCUCGCUGAGUUUCUCGAGUGACCAGAGCGACCUCCAGCUCUUUCAACUUGGUCGUGGUUAUGAACACCAGGUGGUCGUCAAAGCUCGAGUUCUGCACGGGAUUACUACCGUGUGUGUCGUUGUUCCCGCUGAUUUCAAGUGCAAAUGCUGCUGCUCUUGCUAUCGCUGCUUGGCCCUUGAGUUUCUCGAGUUGUUGCUGGAAAUCCUUGGACGUUUCGAUCAGGAACUCGAUCUCCGAUCCAGUAUCUUGUGGUAAAAUAGUCUCGCAGUUGGUGAUAAAGUGAGUGAAGAUGCCGUGCAGCAAGUCAAUACCCACAUCGAGAGAACUGCGUGUUGAAGUCUUGGAGGACUGUUCGCUCUUGCCAAGCUCAACAGACUGCAGCAUUGCGCCGCUCAUUCCGAGUAAAGUAUGAUAGAUGCGGUUGCAGAAGUCCGUGAUACGCACAAGCAAGCGUCCAUCCGACUUGCGUUGCGAAGUCUGCAGUUGUUCGACUAUCUUCUGGAGUUCUUGCGCAGCCUCUUUGGUACGUUGUUCAGCCUCUUGACGAAUGGUAUACAGCGAGAGCUCGAUCUUGUCGUGGAGUGCAGGGAUCUCCGUCUCGCUGACCUGUGUUAACAGCUUCUCGGAGGCCUCGAACGCUGAAGUGUGUUGCGAAAACUUCGCUGUUACGUCCUGGAGUUGCGCUGAUAUCGCAUUGGUCACAGCACUCGUCACAUUCGUUGAUACGGAGUUAUUCCGGAGCACAGAAGUCCGCAAUCGCUGGACUUCGACGUCGAUCUCUUGCAGCUUUUCCUCCACAUCGACGAUCGUUCGUGCCUGCGUUUUCUGUCCGCGUUCCAUCUUCUGAACUCGAUCCAGUACGGGAUGAAGCUCUGCGAUGCUUCCGUCCAGUGCGUUGAUUGCAGAGCUGUUGUCCUGUACGUGGCGUUCCAGGUACUCGAGCGAUUCAUCCAAGCGAGCAGUGUUCUCUUCAAGGCGCUUAACUCGAGAGCCCAUGGACAUCUGCUGUCGACGGAAAAGCGCUUUCUCUGCGUUGAUGCCGUUCAGUUGACGAAGUCGCUGUAAACGUACGAGUUUACCGAGUAACCACAUCCACAGCUCUUUGAUUCUCGCCUUGGUCAAAGGGGGACGUGGCUCAACAAUUGCAGUCGAUGGAGGAGUGGCGGAUCUCUGGGCGGGAAGUGUCGGUGGCUCGUGGGUUACUGGCACGUCGGUAGGUUGGACGCCUGACGCCUUACGGGGAUUCGUCGAGCGGCGCUGACGUCGUGUACGUACGACGGGUGUAGUGGUGGUAGGACGCAGCAGGUUUUUUGAGGAGGAAGCACGGAAGAGCUCCACCUGAUCGUCCAUGACUUUUUGCUGGGUGGCUAACUGGGAACGAUACUGCUGCGGUAACUCUUCUUCUUGAACAGCUUCUUGCACUUCUUCCUUCUCAUUGUUCUCAACAGUUGCUUCUUCUUUCACAGGUUCCUCCGGUGUCACUUCUUGAUGUUCUUUAAUAUCUGGAAUGGUGGGG
This is a messenger RNA of Phytophthora nicotianae INRA-310, 6214 nucleotides long. RefSeq names its product STE/STE11/CDC15 protein kinase, variant. The transcript is spliced from 6 exons. Gene Ontology annotation, molecular function: ATP binding; protein serine/threonine kinase activity. Gene Ontology annotation, cellular component: cytoplasm. Bases 551 to 3742 code for a protein of 1063 amino acids. The record is from RefSeq and is a predicted model, not a curated record. Gene Ontology annotation, biological process: protein phosphorylation. Lineage: Eukaryota; Oomycota; Peronosporomycetes; Peronosporales; Peronosporaceae.